Camponotus floridanus (Florida carpenter ant) is the source of this 881-nucleotide messenger RNA. It is a transcript of the gene Trs33, whose product is annotated as trafficking protein particle complex subunit 6B. NCBI's taxonomy places the organism in Eukaryota, Metazoa, Arthropoda, Insecta, Hymenoptera, Formicidae. The transcript is spliced from 2 exons. Gene Ontology annotation, biological process: regulation of GTPase activity; endoplasmic reticulum to Golgi vesicle-mediated transport. The record is from RefSeq and is a predicted model, not a curated record. Bases 265 to 792 code for a protein of 175 amino acids. Gene Ontology annotation, cellular component: trans-Golgi network; TRAPP complex; cis-Golgi network.
CAUGUCAAGUGUCCAUAGAUUGGCUUAAUGUCAUGCGCGAGUAUAUGCGUAUAAUAUAUAUGUGUUGAUAUAUACUUUAUAAUAUUUUACAAUCGCAGGAAACAGCGAUUAAUUUGUGACUAUUUCAACAAUUUAAAUAUAAAGUUAAUGACUGUACAUAUUUAGGUUAUUUAAAAGCCACGUAUGUAUAUAUGUUUGAAAAAUAGGUUACACAUGAAUAAGUUACAUAAUUGAAUAAAACGAGAAAUAAUAUCGACGAAAAAAAUGAAGCAACAAAUAAUUGAUUCCAAAGUAAAUCCUAAUGCAACUGGAGAAGCUGACGAUUGUCUCUUUGAAUAUUUGCAUGCCGAACUGGUCAAUUAUGUUCUGAGUAAAUCAUCUAAUACUGCAGAAGGCGAAGAAGAGCUCUCGCGUUUGGAAUGGAUGGGAUUCAGUGUUGGAUACAGGAUUAUUGAACGAUUAACAAGAGAAUGGAGCAGAUUCAAGGAUGAACUGGAUAUGAUCAAGUUUAUUUGCACAGAUUUUUGGUCCAGUUUAUAUCACAAACAAAUCGAUAAUCUCAGAACUAAUCAUCAUGGAGUUUAUGUGCUACAAGAUAAUGCCUUCAGAUUAUUAGAUAAAGUUGGUACAAGUAACAGCAAGCAGUAUCUUAAAGAGAGUCCUCGUCUGCUGGCCUUCACUUGUGGUCUCCUCAGAGGUAGUUUAGCAAAUCUUGGUAUUAUCAGUACUGUUACAGCAGAAACUACUACAUUACCAAGCUGUAAGUUUCAUGUUCAAGUUCAAAAAAUUUAAUAGCUGCUCUAUUAUGAUUUGAAAAACAAAAAGGCAUAGAGAUAUAGGUAUGGAGAUAUGUAAGAAAAAUAUAUAUGAUAAAAUUUUGU